This is a messenger RNA of Loxodonta africana (African savanna elephant), 8371 nucleotides long. RefSeq names its product stabilin 2 (gene STAB2). Bases 359 to 8371 code for a protein of 2670 amino acids. Lineage: Eukaryota; Metazoa; Chordata; Mammalia; Proboscidea; Elephantidae. The transcript has 72 exons. The record is from RefSeq and is a predicted model, not a curated record. Gene Ontology annotation, molecular function: hyaluronic acid binding; low-density lipoprotein particle binding; low-density lipoprotein particle receptor activity. Gene Ontology annotation, biological process: cell adhesion.
GAGGGGGCGGGCAGAGCCGUGGGGAGGCAGGCAGCUGUGGCUGGAGUUUCAGGGGGCCCAAAAAUCUCAGGUCGUGGCUCUGGGGCAGCCCCUUCAGGAUAUCCUGUCAUUCAGCCAGGAUUCGUAUAUACACUGCAGAGUGGCCAAUUUCACCAAGACCCCUGGAUUUGGCCAUUUUUCCUGUCUAGAGGCAGGUCUCACAUAUCUGCUGGUUCAGUCUAGAAAAAGGAGGGGAGAUGAUUUAAAAGUAAACAUUGCAAUGAGAAAGAAUUCACUGCGAAUUUGUGCAGCUACUUUAAAAUAGCAGAAUAGUUCUGACAGGUGCCUGGCACAGCGAAGGAGCGAAUAGUCCCUCACCAUGCUACGACACCUCAUUUGUUUUCUUGGAUUGGUUGUACAAGAUUUCUGCUCCCUGGCUGAAACUACGGGGCAGGCAAAAAGAUGUGAUAAGAAGUCUCUCCUGACAAUUAGAACUGAGUGCCGAUCCUGCUCACUCAACUUUGGAAUCAAGUGCCCAGACGGUUACACCAAGAUUACCAAUGGCUCUGUAGGAGUUCGAGAUUGCAGGUACAUGUUUGAGGUCAGAACCUACUCGCUGUCUCUCCCCGGAUGCAGGCACAUCUGUAGGAAGGACUACCUCAAGCCUCAGUGUUGUCCAGGCCACUGGGGCCCAGACUGCAUGGAGUGCCCAGGAGGAGCCGGGUCCCCCUGCAGUGGCAGGGGCAGAUGUGAUGAAGGCAUGGAAGGAAAUGGAAGCUGUUCCUGCCAAGAAGGAUUUGGUGGGACAGCCUGUGAAAGCUGUGCUGAUGACAACUUAUUUGGGCCAAGCUGUUCAGCAGUGUGCAGCUGUGUACAUGGAGUGUGCAACAGUGGAAUAGACGGCGACGGAACCUGUGAGUGCUACUCUGCAUACACUGGCACCAACUGUAACAAACCCAUCCCUGAGUGUGCAGCCUUGCUCUGUCCAGAAAAUUCCAGAUGCUCACCUUCCAGUGAAGAUGAAACCAAACUAGAAUGCAAAUGCCUUCCCAAUUACAAAGGCGAUGGCAAAUACUGCGAGCCCAUCAAUCCAUGUUUCCAAAAUAUCUGCCACCCUCAUGCUCACUGUACAUACCUGGGACCAAAUCGGCAUAGUUGUACAUGUGAAGAAGGCUACCAAGGGGAUGGCCAAGUGUGCUUACCAGCAGACCCCUGCCAAGUGAACUUUGGAAACUGCCCUACAAAGUCAACAGUGUGCAAGUACGACGGGCCUGGACAGUCUCACUGUGAGUGUAAGGAACAUUAUCACAAUUUUGUACCUGGAGUGGGAUGCAGUGUGACCGAUAUCUGUGAAUCAAAUAACCCCUGUCAUAAGAAUGCUAACUGUACCACCAUCGCACCAGGCCAAACCAAGUGCACUUGCCAGAAAGGCUACGUGGGCGAUGGCUCGACAUGUUACGGAAACAUCAUGGAGCGGCUCAGAGACUUAAACACUGAACCCAGAGGAAAAUGGCAGGGAAGGCUGACCACUUUCAUCUCACUCCUGGACAAAGCUUAUGCCUGGCCACUAAGUAACCUGGGACCAUUCACUGUACUGUUGCCAACAGACAAAGGACUGAAAGGAUUCAGUGUAAAAGAGCUUCUGAUGGAUAACGAGGCUGCUCAGUACUUUGUGAAACUGCACAUAAUCGCUGGGCAGAUGAACACUGAGCGUUUGAAUAACACAGACACAUUCUAUACCUUGACGGGAAAGUCAGGGGAAGUCUUCAACCGUGAUAAGGACAAUCAACUUAAGCUUAAACUCUAUGGAGGCAAAAAGAAGGUAAAAAUUAUACAGGGCAACAUGAUUGCUUCCAAUGGGCUCUUGCACAUCAUUGACAGAGCCAUGGACAAAAUGGACCCCACAUUUGAGAGCAACACCGAGCAAACCAUAAUGACAAUGCUACAACCAAGACACAGCAAGUUCAGAUCUUUGUUGGAGGAAACCAAUGUGGGACAUGCCUUAGAUGAGGAUGGGGUUGGUGGACCGUACACCAUUUUUGUUCCAAGUAAUGAAGCAUUAAAUAACAUGAAGGACGGCAUUCUUGAUUACCUCCUUUCUCCAGAGGGGUCUCGGAAGCUUCUAGAACUCGUCAGGUACCACAUUGUCCCAUUUACUCAGCUUGAAGUGGCCACUCUCAUUUCAACCCCUCACAUUAGAAGCAUGGCCAACCAGAUCAUACAGUUUAACACAACCAACAAUGGACAGAUUCUUGCAAAUGGUGUGGCAAUGGAAGAAAUUGAGGUUGCUGCCAAAAAUGGCCGAAUUUACACCCUGAAUGGAGUUCUCAUUCCUCCCUCCAUCAUCCCAAUCCUGCCUCACCGAUGUGAUGAAACUAAGAGAGAAAUGAAACUGGGCACCUGUGUGAGCUGUUCUGUGGUGUAUUGGAGCAUCUGUCCAGCUAAUUCUGAGCCCACAGCACUGUUCACACACAAAUGUGUCUACUCCAGCAGAACAAGGAGCCUGAAGAGUGGCUGUGCCAGAUACUGCAAUGCCACUGUGAAGAUACCCAAGUGCUGCAAAGGCUUCUACGGACCCGACUGCAAUCAGUGUCCAGGAGGUUUCUCGAACCCUUGCUCAGGAAACGGACAGUGUGCAGAUGGCCUCGGUGGCAAUGGAACGUGCAUUUGUGAGGAUGGCUUCCAAGGCUCUCAGUGUCAGUUCUGCUCUGAUCCCAAUAAAUACGGACCUCGAUGUGACAAAAAAUGUCUGUGCGCGUAUGGAACAUGUGACAACAGGAUAGACAGCGACGGGGCCUGCCUCGCUGGCACUUGCAGAGACGGCUCCGCUGGGAAGUUCUGCAACAAGCAGACCUCCUCCUGUGGGCCCUAUGUGCAGUUCUGUCACAUCCAUGCAACCUGCGAAUACAGCAAUGGGACAGCCAGCUGCAUUUGCAAAGCAGGAUACGAAGGGGAUGGAACCCUCUGUUCAAAGAUGGAUCCCUGCGCGGGAUUAACCCCAGGGGGCUGCAGCCGCAAUGCAGAAUGCAUCAAAACUGGCAUGGGGACCCACACCUGCGUGUGCCAGCAGGGAUGGACCGGGAACGGGAGAGACUGCUCAGAGAUCAACAACUGCCUGCUGCCCGGCGCUGGCGGCUGUCACAGCAAUGCAACCUGCUUGUACGUAGGCCCAGGCCAGAAUGAGUGUGAGUGCAAGAAAGGAUUUCGAGGCAACGGAAUUGGCUGUGAACCAAUAACUUCAUGCUUAGAACAAACCGGAAAAUGUCACCCGCUGGCAUCUUGUCAGUUUACUUCCUCUGGUGUCUGGAGCUGUGUUUGUCGAGAGGGCUAUGAAGGAGAUGGCCUUCUGUGCUAUGGAAAUGCAGCCGUGGAAUUGUCACUUCUCUUGGAAGCAGCUAUAUUUAACCAGUGGAUAACUGAUGCUUCUCUCCGACCCAUGCUGUCAGCCACCUCAAACCUUACUGUCCUCGUGCCUUCACAGCAAGCUAUUGAGGACAUGGACCAAGAUGACAAAACCUUUUGGUUGUCAAAGAGCAAUAUUCCAGCCCUCAUAAAAUACCAUACGCUCCUGGGCACAUACGGGGUGGCAGAUUUGGAGUCUCUGUCGUCGUCUGACAUGCUGGCAACAUCUUUGCAGGGCAACUUUCUCCACCUGGCAAAAGUGGAUGGGAAUUUCACCAUUGAAGGAGCAUCCAUCGUCGAUGGUGACAACGCAGCCACAAAUGGAGUGAUACACAUCAUCGACAAGGUUCUGGUUCCCCAAAGAAGUCUAAGUGGCUCCUUACCAAGCCUGCUCACCCGGCUGGAUCAGAUGCCUGGCUAUUCAAUCUUCCGGGGCUAUAUCAUUCAAUAUAACCUGGCAAGUGUAAUCGAGGCUGCUGAUGCUUACACGGUGUUUGCCCCAAACAACAAAGCCAUUGAGAAUUACAUCAGGGAGAAGAAGGCUGCAACACUAGAGGAGGACAUUGUCAGGUACCACGUGGUCCUGGAGGAGAAACUCCUGAAGAACGACCUGCACAACGGCAUGCACAGGGAGACCAUGCUGGGUUUUUCCUACUUCCUUGGCUUCUUUCUCCGCAAUGACCAGGUCUAUGUAAAUGACGCUCACAUAAAUUACACCAAUGCAGCCACUGACAAGGGAGUAAUCCAUGGCUUGGAGAAAGUUUUGGAAAUUCAGAAGAAUAGAUGUGAUAAUAACAACACUACUAUUGUUCAAGGAAAGUGUGGGAAAUGUCUCCAGCAGCCGAUCUGCCCACUUGGAACUAAACAACUAGGUAAAGAGAUGAAGAAAUGUAUCUAUACCCUUUAUUUCAUGGGACAGCGAUCCCCAUUCAUUGGGUGCCGGCCAGUAUGUGUGAAAACUGUAAUUAUGAGAGAAUGCUGUGCGGGCUUCUUUGGCCCCCAGUGCCAGCCCUGCCCAGGGAAAGCCGGGGAUGUCUGCUUCGGAAAUGGGAUCUGCUUGGAUGGAGUGAAUGGCACGGGCAUGUGUGAGUGUGGAGAGGGCUUCAAUGGGACGGCCUGCGAGACCUGCAACGAGGGCAGAUACGGGAUCCACUGUGACCAAGUGUGUCCUUGCGUCCAUGGGAGAUGCAACCAAGGACCCUUUGGUGAUGGCUCCUGUGAAUGUGACGUUGGCUGGAGAGGAAUACGAUGUGACAGUGAAAUCACAAAAGACAACUGCAAUGGGACAUGCCACACCAGUGCCAACUGCCUUCUCAAUUCCGAUGGCACAGCAUUGUGCAAGUGUGCAGCAGGGUUCCAAGGGAACGGGACAGUCUGCACAGCAAUCAAUGCCUGUGAGAUCAGCAACGGAGGUUGUUCUGCCAAUGCUGACUGUAAAAGAACCACCCCAGGACGUCGGCUGUGCGUGUGCAAGGUGGGCUACGCUGGUGAUGGCAUCGUGUGCCUAGAAAUUAAUCCAUGUUUGGAGAACCAUGGUGGCUGUGACAAGAAUGCAGAGUGCACACAGACGGGACCCAACCAGGCUGUCUGUAACUGUCUGCCAAAAUACACUGGAGAUGGAAAGAGCUGCACGCUCAUCAACAUCUGCCUAACCGAAAAUGGCGGCUGUAGUGAAUUUGCUAUCUGCAAUCACACUGGACAAGAUGAAAGGACCUGUACCUGUAAGCCAAACUACACUGGGGAUGGAUUUACCUGCCGAGGCAACAUAUAUCAGGAGCUUCCCAAGAACCCAAAAACGUCCCAGUAUUUCUUCCAGUUGAUGGAGCAUUCUGUGCGAGACCUGGUUGGCCCAGGCCCCUUCACCGUCUUUGCACCUUUAUCAGCAGCCUUUGACAAGGAAGCCCGGGUUGCAGACUGGGACAAACAGGGCGUAAUGCCCCAGGUUCUUCGGUAUCAUGUGAUCGCCUGCCACCAGCUGCUUCUGGAAAACCUGAAACUGACCCCAAAUGCAACUUCCCUCCAAGGGGAGUCGAUUGCCAUCUCUGUCUCUCAGGACACAGUGUAUUUAAAUAAUGAUACUAAGGUCAUAUCCAGUGAUAUCAUCAGUACCAACGGAGUCAUCCACAUCAUAGACAAGUUACUUUCCCCAAAAAACUUGCUUAUCGCCCCCAGAGAUGCCUCUGGAAGGAUUCUGCAAAAUCUUACGACAGUGGCAAAAAACCAUGGCUACACCAAAUUUAGCAACUUAAUACAGGAUGCCGGCUUGCUGAAUCUCAUCACUGAUCCCAUCCACAUCCCGGUCACUCUCUUCUGGCCCACGGACCAAGCUCUCCAAGCCUUACCCACUCAACAACAGGACUUCCUCUUCAACCAAGAGAACAAGGACAAGCUGAAGGAGUACUUGAAGUUCCAUGUGAUCCGAGAUUCCAAGGUUUUAGCAGUGGAUCUCCCCAGAUCUGCUGCCUGGAAGACUCUGCAAGGCUCGGAGUUGAGUGUGAAGUGUGGAGCUAGCAGUGAGAUUGGCGAGCUCUUUCUGAACGGACAAACAUGCAGAAUUGUGCAGCGGAACCUGCUGUUUGAUCUGGGUGUGGCCUAUGGCAUCGACUGUCUGCUAAUCGACCCCACGCUGGGGGGCCGCUGUGACACUUUUGCUAGUUUCAAUAUCUCGGGAAGUUGUGGGAGCUGUGUCAGUACUCCCGCCUGCCCAAGGGGAAGCAAAUCAAAGGGUGUGAAGCAGAAAUGUCUCUACAACCUGCCCUUCAAGAGGAACGUGGAAGGCUGCCAGCAGCAGUGCAUCAUGGUGGUGCAGCUCCCCAGGUGCUGCAAGGGGUACUUCGGGCGAGACUGUCAGGCCUGUCCCGGAGGACCAGAUGCCCCAUGCAAUAACCGGGGUGUCUGCCUCGAUGAAUACUGGGCCACAGGAGAGUGUCAAUGCAACAUCGGCUUCAAUGGGACGGCAUGCGAGCGGUGCUGGCCAGGGAGAUUCGGGCCUGACUGUCAGCCCUGUGGCUGCUCGGACCAUGGACAGUGCGAUGACGGGAUCCUGGGCUCUGGGCAGUGCCUCUGUGAAACGGGGUGGACGGGCCGCUUCUGUGACACUCAGACAGUCUUGCCCCCAGAGUGCACGCCUGCUUGUUCUACUCAUGCCACCUGUAAGGAGAACAACACAUGUGAGUGUAACCUGAAUUACGAAGGCGACGGAAUAACAUGCACAGUUGUGGAUUUCUGCAAACAGAACAACGGGGGCUGUGAGAAGGUCGCCAAGUGCUCCCAGAAGGGCACCAAGGUCUCCUGCAGCUGCCCCAAGGGCUACAAGGGGGACGGCUACAGCUGCACAGCAAUAGACCCCUGUGCAGAUGGCCUCGAUGGUGGGUGUCACGAGCAUGCCACCUGCAAGAUGACUGGCCCGGGAAGGCGCAAAUGUGAAUGUAAAAGUCACUACGUGGGAGAUGGGCUGAACUGUGAGCCAGAGCAGCUGCCCGUUGACCGCUGCUUACAAGACAAUGGGCAGUGCCACCCAGAUGCCGACUGUGCCGACCUCCACUUCCAGGAUACCACUGUUGGAGUGUUCCACUUACGCUCUCCACUUGGCCAGUACAAGCUGACCUUUGACAAAGCCAGAGAGGCCUGUAUGAAUGAAGCUGCAACCAUGGCAACGUACAACCAGCUCUCCUAUGCCCAGAAGGCCAAAUACCACCUCUGUUCGGCGGGCUGGCUGGAGACAGGGCACGUUGCCUACCCCACAGCCUACGCUGCCCAGAGCUGUGGCUCCGGCAUUGUUGGGAUAGUAGACUAUGGAAUCAGAACCAACAAGAGUGAAAUGUGGGACGUCUUCUGCUACCGGAUGAAAGAUGUGAACUGCACCUGCAAGGUGGGCUACGUGGGAGAUGGUUUCUUGUGCAGUGGGAACCUGCUGCAGGUCCUGAUGUCCCUCCCCUCACUCAAAAACUUCCUGACGGAAGUACUGGCCUAUUCCAACAGCUCUGCCAGAGGCCAGGCAUUUCUGAAACACCUGACUGACCUGUCAAUCCGCGGCACCCUCUUCGUGCCGGAGAACAGCGGGCUGGGGGAAAAUGAGACCCUGUCUGGGCGAGAUAUCGAGCACCACCUUGCCAAUGUCAGCCUCAUUUUUUACAAUGACCUCGUCAAUGGUACCAUCCUGCGAACCAGGCUGGGAAGUCAGCUGCUCAUCACUUCCAGCCAGGACCAGCUGCAGCUGGAGACCAGGUUUGUCAAUGGAAGAGCCAUUCUGCAGUGGGACAUCUUUGCCUCCAAUGGCAUCAUUCAUGUCAUUUCCGGCCCUUUAAAGGCACCCCCUGCCCCAGAGACCUCGGCCCACACUGGCUUAGGAACAGGGAUAUUCUUUGCCAUCAUCCUGGUCUUUGGAGCCAUUGCUUUUGCAGCAUAUUCUUACUUUCGGCUAAGCCAGAGAACAAUUGGCUUCCAGCACUUUGAGUCAGAAGAGGAUAUCAAUGUUGCAGCUUUCGGCAAGGAGCAGCCUGAGAAUAUCUCAAACCCCACGUACGAGAAUACCACCUCAGCUCCCCCAGAACCCUCCUACGACCCCUUUGCCGGUGGGGUUGCUGGUACAAUAUUUGUGGCCAAUCCAGACAUCUUGAAUACCACCCAUUUCACCCCAAAAAAGCCGUGUCUAGUAUCCAUUAUGCUAAUUAACAAGGCCUGGGUGCUGAUCGGAGCUGAAAACAAGAGAAGGACUCCGACCCCCUCGGGGGACUUUGAGGACCAGUCCAUCAUCACCCACAAGGCCAAAGGAGGGUCCUCAAAAAGACUAUCAACUGUGAAUUCUCAGCACCAGUUGCCUUUUGGGGAUGUUUCAAAAGACUGUUACUACAGCAUGCUUUCCUACAAAGCUUGCACCUGCUGCAGCCUUUUGCCCCCUGAGAGAAACCAGCCUCGGGGUGAAACCAGUACCACCAAGAGCGGAUGGAGAAAUGGAGUCAGAAGAACCCUGAAGACUGUGCAGUCCUGA